ACAGAUACAUCUUCACUCUUCAACUGUAAUGUAUCUUCAUAAGUUAUAAGAUUGUGUAGUGUCAAUUUCACAUUUUAAACUUAAUCCAGAUUCGCAGUAACUGACAAAACUGUUUCUGAUAAGGAAAAUAAUACGAUGUAGGAAACCAACGAUCAAGAGAUUAUUAAUCUGUAUGUUUAAAUAUUUUGAAAAGUCUUAGCAAAGGCCGAACACAAAAUUAAUUGCGUAAUUCAUUUUAUAAUGUCAUUGUUGAGAAAACUAUUCAGAUUUACACUGGUACAGCAGAGAGCAGUGCAUACAUUAAGAAAUAAAUUCGUGCCAAAAGCAGAACCAGCCAGUGACUUGGACAUUGAUGAUUUGAGAAACUUCUUGUUAAAGAAUGAUAGAAUACUAGUGUUGACUGGAGCUGGAUUAUCCACAGAGAGUGGAAUUCCUGAUUACAGAUCAGAGGGUGUUGGACUUUAUGCUAGAAGUGACAAUAGACCUGUACAAUACAAUGACUUUGUUAAAAGUGAAACUAUUCGUCAAAGAUACUGGGCCAGAAAUUAUGUCGGAUGGCCUGUAUUUUCAUCCUUUCUUCCAAAUAUUUGUCAUAAAAUUUUACGUCAGUGGGAAAUCGUAGGAAAAGUAAACUGGCUAGUGACUCAAAAUGUUGAUGCCUUACACAUGAAGGCAGGCAGUGUUAAUCUCACUGAAUUACAUGGAAGUGCCCACAGAGUUAUGUGUUUGAACUGUGAUGCCAAGAUGACACGAACACAAUUACAGGAACUGAUCGAGAAGUACAAUCCGCUGUGGCAGGCCAAGUCUGUGGAAAUGGCACCUGAUGGAGAUGUCCAGCUCACCACAAGACAGGUGGAAGGAUUCAAGGUUCCUCAGUGUCCAGCCUGUGGAGGGGCUCUCAAACCCGAGAUCAUUUUCUUUGGUGACAACGUCCCCAAACCUAUUGUCAACUUUGUGUUUAAGAAAGUGGAGGAGGCGGAUGCGGUUCUUGUUCUAGGCUCAUCAUUAGAGGUGUAUUCCGGAUUCCGCUUUGUGAAUGCUGCAUCCACACAAAAGAAACCCAUAGCCAUCGUUAAUAUAGGACCAACACGCGCAGACAAACUGGCUUCCCUCAAAAUCAGUGCGAAAUGCAGCGAUGUACUACAACAAAUAGAACAGUUAUGACAAAAAAGAAUGUUUAUAUAAUUUAUUUUUAGAUGGUUUUACGGUAUGUCUUUCAUGGUACAAUUUUGUAAAUGCUCUAUUAAAAAAAUCUCGAAAUAUU
Molecule: messenger RNA, 1264 nt
Organism: Ylistrum balloti
Lineage: Eukaryota; Metazoa; Mollusca; Bivalvia; Pectinida; Pectinidae
Product: NAD-dependent protein lipoamidase sirtuin-4, mitochondrial-like
Exons: 3
Coding region: 241-1164 (307 amino acids)
Molecular function (GO): NAD+ binding; NAD-dependent protein lysine deacetylase activity
Source: RefSeq, a predicted model, not a curated record